Molecule: messenger RNA, 1909 nt
Organism: Arachis stenosperma
Lineage: Eukaryota; Viridiplantae; Streptophyta; Magnoliopsida; Fabales; Fabaceae
Product: cytochrome P450 87A3-like
Exons: 9
Coding region: 144-1571 (475 amino acids)
Biological process (GO): sterol metabolic process
Molecular function (GO): oxidoreductase activity, acting on paired donors, with incorporation or reduction of molecular oxygen; monooxygenase activity; iron ion binding
Source: RefSeq, a predicted model, not a curated record
UCAACUCUCAAGCCUCUUUUUCUUCUUAGUUCUUGCUGUUACUCACUCUGAACCUGUCCACUCCUUUUUUAGUUUUCUUAUCUUCUCUUCUCUUCUCUCUAGCUAUACUUUUCAUUCAUUCUUUUCUUCUCUAAGGAAGAAAAAUGUGGCCUCUGUAUCUUGUAGCAUUGAUCAUUAUUUUGCCAACAUUUUUGGCUUAUAGAUGGAAGAGUCCCACAUGCAAUGGAAGGCUUCCACCAGGUUCAAUGGGGUUGCCACUUGUUGGUGAGACCCUUCAGUUCUUCUCUCCUAACACUUCUGAUGACAUUUCUCCCUUUAUCAAGCACAGGAUCAAAAGGUAUGGAUCAAUAUUCAAGACUAACUUGGUGGGAAGACCAGUGGUGGUAUCAACAGACCCUGAUCUGAAUUACUUCAUAUUCCAGCAAGAGGGACAAGUGUUCCAGAGUUGGUACCCUGAUACAUUCACAGAGAUCUUUGGGAGACAGAAUGUAGGAUCAUUACAUGGAUUCAUGUACAAGUACCUCAAGAACAUGGUGCUGAGUCUUUUUGGUCCUGAAAGCCUUAAGAAGAUGCUCUCUGAGGUUGAACAUGCAGCAUGCACUUCCUUACAAAACUGGUCAUGUCAGGACACUGUUGAACUCAAAGAAGCAACAGCCACUAUGAUAUUUGAUUUAACUGCCAAAAAACUCAUCAGUUAUGACUCCAAGAAUUCAUCAGAGAAUCUAAGGGAGAACUUUGUUGCAUUUAUACAAGGACUUAUCUCCUUCCCUCUUGACCUCCCAGGAACAGCAUAUCAUAAAUGUCUUCAGGGUAGGAAAAGGGCAAUGAAGAUGCUGAAGAAGAUGCUUGAGGAAAGAAGAGCAAAGCCAAGGAAAGAGCAGAGUGAUUUCUUUGACUAUGUAGUUGAAGAACUCAAGAAAGAGGGAACAAUCCUCACAGAAGCCAUAGCCUUGGACCUCAUGUUUGUCCUCCUCUUUGCAAGCUUUGAAACCACUUCUCUCGCAAUCACUUACGCCAUCAAAGUCCUUUCUCACAAUCCCUUGGUCCUCAAGCAACUACAAGAAGAACAUGAAUCCAUACUCAAAAGGCGCGAAGAUCCUAACUCCGGAGUCGCAUGGAAAGAAUACAAAUCAAUGACAUAUACAUUUCAGUUCAUUAAUGAAACUGUGAGACUUGCAAAUAUAGUUCCAGGAAUCUUCAGAAAGGCACUAAGGGAAAUUAAUUUCAAAGGAUAUACCAUACCAGCAGGUUGGGCAGUAAUGGUGUGUCCCCCAGCUGUUCACUUAAAUCCAGCCAAAUAUCAAGAUCCUCUCUCCUUCAACCCUUCCAGAUGGGAGGGAAUAGAAUUGAAUGGUGCAACCAGACAAUUCAUGGCUUUCGGCGGCGGCAUGAGAUUUUGUGUUGGAACAGACUUCACUAAGGUUCAGAUGGCUGUCUUUAUUCAUUGCUUGGUGACCAAGUACAGGUGGAACCCUAUCAAAGGAGGGAAUAUUACUAGAACGCCUGGAUUACAAUUUCCAGAUGGAUUUCAUGUUCAGAUGAUUAAAAGAGAUCAAAGUAAUCAAGAAUGAGAAUGUACCAUCACAAAUUAGAAAUCAAAUCUCUCACACAUUAUAUAUAGUAGGAAAUUACAUUGAACACCUUCUCAAUCUUUGGUAUUUUCAAAGCACACAAGGCAAGAAGACAUGUUUUGGAAGCCAAAGAACUAUGUGGGGUUCAUAGUUUUGUUUUGUUAGGUCACUUAGACAUUGUAACUUUACUUAGAUUUUCCUCUGCAUAUGCUAUAAAAGGAACAAAAAUCAUGUUGUAUUAUUCCUCAUGACAUGAGUUACCUUAAUUAUAGAGAGUGAGGGAAAUGGAUAAGUUUUACUUUGUGACAAGUGAUGUAAAUGUAGACUAUAAAAUAUAA